AUGGCCGUCUUUAUGAGUAGGUUCACAUAUGUGUUGCUUAAGAUUAAAGGAAUGGAUUAUAUCCAAAUAUUAAAGGAAUGGAUUAUAUCCGACACAAGUUCUUCACCUCUUUUCACUCCCUCUAGUUCAGCUUCUAACUCUCUUGACUCAUUAAAUAUAACUGGAUCCGAUGUUCAGCCUUUGUUGUCCAAUUUGUCACCCUCUAAGGCUACUGGUCCUGAAGGUAUUCCAGCUUACCUUCUAAAGCGAUGUUCUGAGGUAAUUGCCCCUUCUUUGACUGCUAUUUUUGAGUUAUCUCUUCAGCAGAGUGUUUUUCCUUCUGAAUGGAAAGCUGCUAAUGUCGUGCCUAUACUCAAAAAGGGUGACACUCAGGAGGUCACUAACUACAGACCAGUUUCCUUACUCUCAAGUCUCAAACGUUCUCGAACGUUUAAUUUUCAGUCAGGUUUCUUCUUUUGUUGAAAACUCCUUGUACGACCUUCAACAUGGCUUUCGCUGUAAAAGGUCGUGUGUUACUCAACUUUUGAGUGUACUUCACGACCUUGGUCGUACUCUUGACUCUGGAAAGGAAACAGACCUGAUUUAUCUCGACUUUGCUAAAGCGUUUGACUCGGUGUCCCAUAGCAAACUUUUGUUCAAACUUAAAUCGUUUGGAAUCUCAGGUCCACUUCUUAACUGGUUUGCUGAUUACCUUCGUGAUCGCAAACAAUGUGUUGUCGUUGAAGGAGCUUCCUCAUCUUUUCUUAAUGUUACCUCUGGGGUGCCACAAGGUAGUGUAAUAGGUCCUCUUUUAUUCAUUCUUUAUGUAAAUGAUCUUGCAGAGGUAACCAAUAAUAGUACCGUUGCACUUUUUGCUGAUGACAGCAAGUGUUAUCGUGCUAUACGAUCACCAGUUGAUCGGGGUCUCCUUCAGCUUGACCUGGACGCUAUGUCCAACUGGUCACUUAACUGGAAAAUGAAAUUUAAUGUCUCGAAGACGCUCCUACUUAGGAUAUCCCGCAAACGUAACCCUCCAACUCAUUGCUACUUUCUUAACAACGAUCCAGUUAAGAGCAUAGCUAACCAAGUAGACUUGGGUGUUGUUAUCAGCAAUGACCUAAAGUGGUCCCCUCACAUCGCCAGCUGCACUGCAAAAGCCAAUCGUAUGCUUGGUUUUCUUCGUAGGAAUUGUACGCAAAUGUCUGAUAUUCGCUGCCGUAGGCAUCUUUAUCUUGCUCUCGUCCGAUCUCAUCUGUCAUAUGGUAGUGAGAUCUGGGCACCUCAUGGAUCGUCACGUGAUCUUGCGAUCAUCGAAGGUGUUCAAUGACAGGCUAGUAAAUUUGUCCUUCAGGAUUAUGAGUUGCCAUAUCCUGAACGCCUUAAGAAGCUUAAUCUAUUACCAAUAUCCUACUGUAUGGAACUAAAGGAUCUCGUCUUCUUUUUUAAAUGUAAGCACGGUCUCUUCGACCUAGAUAUCUCCUCUUUCGUCACUUUUACUUCAAAUAGCUCGUCUCACACCCGUUCAAGUUUGGACAACUUGCUUCAUGUUAAUCAUUGCAGGUCUUCUCUCUUUAGGAACUCUUUUUUCAACCGAAUUGUCUUUCUCAGGAAUAACCUCUCUCCCACCAUUCGUAAUAGUUCAUCCGUUUCCUCCUUUAAAAACAGCCUAACUGUAAUUUGCUCUUCUCUACUUCAUUCAUCUUUCGAUGUAAACAGAAUGCGCACUUGGAAAACCUUCUGUUCUAAAUGCCGCUCUUUCAACUUAAGCUGUUGUUCGUAAUUCGUCAUGUGUUUUCAGAUUACGAUAGUUAAAGUCCUUGAUCCUUUGUGACGUUAUUCGCUAGCGCGACCUGAUAACGCGACGCUAGUGCAUGUGAUGAAUGGAAACGCGACGCUACUGUGACUUCAUUGGUGGCAUCACGUUGAUCUGCUGAGUGUGAACUAUCUCAUUGGUAUUGCAUGCAUCCUGCGCUAAAGCCGAUGCUAUCUGAACAAAUAGAUUUUGCAUACUAAUUACUUCCGCGGCUGGAAUAUAGUCAAUCACUACACUAGCUGAUACAAAAACCUGUUGAAUCGUACGUGCCGACAAAGGUUUGAUACCAAAUUUUGGUAUGAACCUCUGAUUAAUUAACAUAGAAUUGAAGUCUUUCGAAUUGAAGUCGAAUAAACUUUCACGGAGUUACCUCGUCUUGGAAAACCUCUGCUGUGGUUCCAACCAGGCCGAAAUUGUGAACUUGGAAGUUUCAGUUUACCUAUUUUAUCUUAUUUAUUAUACAGUUAUUUCAAUUAAGGUUGUCCCCCGAGGAAAGCGGAAAACUCGAAUACGAGCGCGAAAGGCUGCUGGGAAUCGCUAAUAAAUGAAUCAAUUUAUUAGCCAUUCCCAGCAGCCUUUCGCGCUCGUAGUCGACUUUUCCGCUUUGCUCGGGGGACAACCUUAAUUGAAAUAGCUGUAUACAUGACAAAAUUACAGCAAUCUGAUUGGUUAAGACGAGUGCAAUUAUUUCAUUAAUUAUUUAUCUUCUGUAAUCAGUGGCAAAUACUGCAAUUCCAUUGGUUUACAGGAGUGCGAUUUGAGCAUUAAUCGCACCUUUUCUGAGCUGUAAUCGCACUCUUGUCUACAACCAAUGAAAAUCAGUCUAGUAUUUACAACUAGCCAAUCAGCAUUCAGGAUACAAACUUUGAAUUUUAUUUUCUUUGUUGCUGUAAAAAAAUUCAAAAUGGAGGAAUUCACAAAUUUUGACCUUUUAAUUUUUAAAUCAGCCCUCGAAAACCGGCAAAAUUGAGGUCGGAAAAAAUAUGCCGACCUAAAUCUGACCUAGCUUGGCACAUCUCGGCAUUUUUUUAAAUCUGUUUCCAUGUUUUGGAGCACUAGUAGCCUGCACUAGUAAUCACGUAUUUACGAAUCAUUGAAAAGUAUAAAUGUCACGAAGGCUUUUCUUUUAGAGUCUUACCUAAAUUAUAUCAUAAUACCCGUUAAUUCUUAAACCUUACACCAAAGUGUAUCGAAUUCUAUAAUCGCUGAUUUUUUAACAGCUAUCAGCACCAAAAAAGUUUCUUACUUUGGUUGAAUUAAGGUCGGCAAAACAUUGCCGACCUGGGAGGUUGAUAGGUCGGUAUUUAAUAGGUCGGCAUUGCCGAAUACCGACCUCGCUUUCUAGGGCUGUUAAAUUAUAUAUUUUCUGACGAAAAUGACCUACCUGUUCUUCCAGCAGAAGACACCAAACUAGACACAACCAGGGGUUAUAUUCAGAUUAAAAUGAACUAAAGAACUUCACUAUUUUGAACACGUUAUAAACAUACAAACAUGGCUUCCCAAUUGUGUGUUGAAUAUUGAAUAAUUCAAACAAUGUUGUCAUGUGAUUAUACCGGAAAUAAUACCCGGAAGUUAAUAAUAUGUUAAUUUUUAUGAUAAAUUUAAUUCAAAAUUGUAGCUAUUUCACUAAGAAUUGUCGUGACAAAAAUUUAAUAAUUAUAUUGAAUUUCAACAAAUUGUAUUUUUUGUGCUUUUUUCUACAGUUUGAUUACAGAAGAUAAAUAAUUAAUAAGUAAUAGAACGAAUUAAGUCGUACUAUUAAUGCCAUAAUCAUACUCGUGAUUAACAAAUCAACCUCCCGCUACGCGGUCGGUUGAUUUUGUAAUCACUCGUAUGAUUAUGGCAUUAAUAGCACUCCUAUUCGUUCUAUUACCAUCAUUAAUUAUUUAUCUUCUGUAAUCAAUGGCAAAUACUGCAAUUUCAUUGGUUUACAGGAGUGCGAUUUGAGCAUUAAUCGCACCUUUUCUGAGCUGUAAUCGCACUCUUGUCUACAGCCAAUGAAAAUCAGUCUAGUAUUUACACUAGCCAAUCAGCACUCAGGAUACAAACUUUGAAUUUUAUUUUCUUUAUUGCUGUAAAAAAUUUCAAAAUGGAGGAAUUCACAAAUUUUGCCCUUUUAAUUUUUAAAUCUGCCCUCGAAAACCGUCAAAAUUGAGGUCGGAAAAAAAAUGCCGACCUAAAUCUGACCUAUCUCGGCAUUUUUUAAAAUCUGUUUCCAUGUCUUGGAGCACUAGUAGCCUGCACUAGUAAUCACGUAUUUACGAAUCAUUGAAAAGUAUAAAUGUCACGAAGCCUUUUCUUUUAGAGGUUUACCUAAAUUAUAUCAUAAAUAUACCCGUUAAUUCUUAAACCUUACACCAAAGUGCAUCGAAUUCUAUAAUCGCUGACUUUUUAACAACUAUAAGAACCAAAAAGAUUCUUACUUUGGCUGAAUUAAGGUCGGCAAAACAUUGCCGACAUGGGAGGUUGAUAGGUCGGCAUUUUAAUACUGAAGGGCGGCAUUGCCGAAUGCCGAUCUCGUUUUCGAGGGUUGUUAAAUUAUAUAUUUUCUGACGAAAAUGACCUACCUGUUCAUCCAGCAGAAGACACCGAACUAGACACAAUCCAAUUCAGAUGAUUAAUUGAACUAAAGAACUUCACUAUUUUGAACACGUUAUAAACAUACAAACAUGGCUUCCCAAUUGUGUUUUGAAUAAUUCAAACAAAUGUUGUCAUGUGGUUAUACCGGAAAUAAUGCCCGGAAGUUAAUAAUAUGUUAAUUUGAUUAUAUAUGAUAAAUAAUAAUUCAAAAUCGUACUAUUUCACUAAGAAUUGUCGUGACAAAAAUUUAAAAAUUAUAUUGAAUUUCAACAAAUUGUAUUUUUCUGCUUUUCCCCCUUAAACAUUUUGAUUACAGAAGAUAAAUAAUUAAUAAGUAAUAGAACGAAUUAAGUCGUACUAUUAAUGCCAUAAUCAUACUCGUGAUUAACAAAUCAACCUCCCGCUACGCGGUCGGUUGAUUUUGUAAUCACUCGUAUGAUUAUGGCAUUAAUAGCACUCCUAUUCGUUCUAUUACCAUCAUUAAUUGUCCUCUCCAGGAGCUAGUCUAAUUAAUAAUUUUCGUGAUGCCUAGGGGGAGCGGGAAAUCAAAACAACAAAAAUCCAGUAUGGCGGCGAAAUUUAUCUUGUAUAAAUAACAAACGUGGACGACACGGAACGAAUAACAUGCAAACGCGGCUCAUGCAAUUUUGGCACAUUUUUUAAAUAGCACUCGCACAUUUUUUAAUUGCACUCCUUCCCGUGUGAUUACCUAUAGCCUGCAAAUAUAAUUCAGAACAGGUCUGAGUGGAAUCCCUGCAAUUAAAAUUUACUUGCGGUUCAAGCCUCCUUGAAUUUCAUUCUUGGUCUAUUCUGUAUUGCUUUCUAAUAAAUUUUGCACUGAAACGGUACCAUGCAGUUUAUAAAUCUUUUCACAUCGUUUUGCAAUACAACCGGAGAUAAAUGAAGCAAAUACUCAAAGACCUAAACAGUUCAUCAUGGCGUUAUUAUACACGCACAUUAGUAAACAAAUUAUGUCCUAAAUCCCACUAAUUCCAUAUAAUAAUAGCUCUAUAAAAAUAAGCUGUGUUACAGAUCGCAUAAUUAGAAAGCUCUGUGAUCAUUGGCGCGACUUGCUUGUUCCUAGCAUAGAUAAACUAUAUACUAUAUAUAUCUAUAUAUAUCUAUAUAUAUCUAUAUAUAUAUAUAUCUAUAUAUAUAUAUAUAUAUAUAUAUAUAUAUAUAUAUAUAUAUAUAUAUAUAUAUAUAUAUAUAUAUAUAUAUAUAUAUAUAUAUAUAUAUAUAUAUAUAUACGGAUUUAAGACUGGAAAUCAUGAAAUAUAUACUGAAUGUCGUAAACAUACUCGUUUAUAUUUAUUCAGCAUCGAACAAUACUAGUUCUGCAAGUGUUAUGUUAGUUGUGUAAUUGCACACUCUGUAAUAUGUUAAGAUGAAAAUGUUCUAGAGUGUGUAUUAUAUAAUUUCCAUACCCAGCGCAAGCAGAAAGAUGUUGUCUGCCGCGGCUGGGUCUUGAACCCGCGACCUUCGAAUUACUAGAUCGACGCUCUACCAACUGAGCUACACGGUCAGACGGAUUUAAUAUAUAUAUAUAUAUAUAUAUAUAUAUAUAUAUAUAUAUAUAUAUAUAUAUAUAUAUAUAUAUAUAUAUUUAUAAAGAUAAAGAUAAAGAUAAACAAAAAAUAAACCUGGUUUACUUCAUAAGAUUUAUUCACUACAAACUUGUUUCGUAUGACAAGCAAUGCUUUGCCACACUCAUCAGUCAUUUAUAUAUAUAUAUAUAUAUAUAUAUAUAUAUAUAUAUAUAUAUAUAUAUAUAUAUAUAUAUAUAUAUAUAUAUAUAUAUAUAUAUAUAUAUAUAUAUAUAUAUAUAUAUAUAUAUAUAUUCAUAUAUAUAUAUAUAUAUAUAUAUAUAUAUAUAUAUAUAUAUAUAUAUAUAUAUAUAUAUAUAUAUAUAUAUAUAUAUAUAUAUAUAUAUAUAUAUAUAUAUAUAUAUAUAUAUAUAUAUAUAUAUAUAUAUAUAUAUAUAUACAGGGUGUACCAAAAUAAACGCAAUUCAUCUUUUGUGCUUAAUAACUUUCGAAAUACUAUUUCUAGUUAAACACUUUUAGGCUUACUUCAAAGCCUGUUCUUUUCUCUUUCAAACAAAUUAUUAUCCUUGUCUCCAAUGCUAGUAAUAAUUGCACACGAAAAGAUUUAGUAAAACCUAUUAUUUUUAGUUGCUGUUUAAUUAUGCAAGUUUAAUAUGUUAUUGUUUAGUCGGUUUAAAUGUUAGAAUUUUCUUCUUUAAACUUUAAUGUUGUCGUCACUACAUCUGGAAAACCACGUAAGAACAAAUUAAAAGUAUUUUAAAAAGAGACCAGGUUGUUUGAAAAUCCUAAACGAAUGCUAAAAUCGUCAAAACAUUCUGGUGUCUGAGCCAGAGUGUCAUCGAAUUACGAUGUAAUGUAAACAGAAAUUAUAGCAAGUUGAUGUCAGUCAGCUUAGAUGGUCCAAGCCAAAAUUAUAUCGCAUUUGAAGUUUCAAACUGAGUUAAAGAUAGUGGAAGAAAGCCGUAAUUAUACUUAUUGUUACAAUCCAUUUAAUAAAAUGCAACAUUUUUUUGUUUUAAUGAAAAAAUCAGUUAUUUUCCUGAGAACGAUUUGUUAUUCCAUCUCAAUUUUUUUAAUCUCCAAUCGCAAUAACGUAAAGUAUUAUUACCCGCGAACCAAUGAGUCAAAUUUAAGAAACAACCCACUGUUCGGAAAGCUGAAUGGCUACGCUUUAAAAUGAAUGUAAACUUUAAUGUUUUCGUCUAUUAUUUGUUUAGCAAUUUAUUUUUCAGUCGAGGAUUGCGCUUUUUUUGAUACACCCUGUAUGUAUAUAUAUAUAUAUAUAUAUAUAUAUAUAUAUAUAUAUAUAGAUAUAGAUAUAUAUAUAUAUAUAUAUAUAUGUACUAUUUACGAAAACGAGCAGGAGUGUUUUGGAUCAUGCGCAUAAUAAGUCAAAUCUUUAUAUAAAAAUCUUUAUAUAAAAAUCUUUAUAUAAAAAUCUUUAUAUAGUUUGCAUAACAAUGGUCUUUUGUUAAAGUGUUCUUUAGCUGGUAUAAAGACAUAUGCACGUGACUAAUUUCUUACUCAAGAUUGGAUAAUUGCUUCAUGAAUUAUUAAUGAGUUUUUGAAAUAUAUAUAUAUAUAUAUAUAUAUAUAUAUAUAUAUAUAUAUAUAUAUAUAUAUAUAUAUAUAUAUAUAUAUAUAUAUAUAUAUAUAUAUAUAUAUAUACAUAUAUAUAUAUAUAACCAACAAUGAGAUGAUGUCGUAUAUAUAUUAUAUCGUACAUAUAUAUAUAUAUAUAUAUAUAUAUAUAUGUGCCAAAACCACAACAAAUCUUCUCUUGCCACUUUCAAGAAUAUUCUGAAAGAAUACUACUACUCCGCUCUUUCCUUAACUUUCGACCCUGACGACCCACGUACAUGGAAGACAACCUGUGUCAAAUGUAACUGUGUUCGAAGUUUGCUGGUUCCCCCUUCUUGUUGUUUUUGAACUUCGUGCAACUGAUUAUUUAUAUUUUGGUAAAACCAGGGCCUUUCCAUACCAGGUAAUUCCAGAUUGCGGCUGUGGACAGGAUCUUCCAGGCUAUUUUCAAACUGGAUUGUGCGUAAAUUUCAGUCACUGUGUUUUUUAGGGGGUUUUUCUUAUCCAUGCUAUUACAUUGUAUGGAAAGGUUUUGCUUUUACCAAUGGUAAAAUAUAUUUUUUAUAAGUGAGUGUCUGAUUGCUUGAUCUCUUGGUUGGUUGAUUGAACACGUCAAUUGAACAGUUCGUUAAUUGAUUGAUUGAUUUUAUUAUUUAGUCCUUUUCCGUUUACUGUUCAGUAAACUUAACUAAUUUAUCGAAUAUUGUGAAGAAGGAUCCGCAGUAAUUGGCUGUAGCGGUUGCGGAAAUCCUGCCUUGUUUAUAUAUAUAGUAAUUUGAUGUUUCUUCUUAAUAUUGUUACCAAGGCAAAGUUAGAUAAAUUAAAUUAAAUAAAUUAAAGUAAUAAAAGCGCCAGCAGUGUCCUGUGAGAUUUUCAAAAACCUCAAACUGCACUCGUUGCGUCAGACUUUCAUGUGGACUUUGAAACCCACUUGCAUCAAUGUUUCGCCAAAUUGAACUCGAAACCAGGUUAUUACUGUAUACUCUCUGCUGUAUACUAUAGUCCCACCGUAUUAUCGUGAUUGGCACAUGCAAGCAUGCCAAGGUGAAAAUUAUAGAGUGACUCUGCAAUUAUAGUAAAGAAAGACUUUCAGUUUUCAUGGGUGACCAUGACUUGAUGGUCACGACAGCCACGGCCAAAUCAGGUUUCAGUGUACAGUGAGAGUAUGUUUGAACCACUUUCAUUUCUAAUUUUAUAUAUUUGGUGUUAUUUCUUUAGAAUUCGACAAUCCAGUAUGGCAAUUAGACUACAAAUUUUCUUCACGAUACCCACCCAGUGGAAGUGAUGACCAAGUUAUAAAUAGCAAGAGAAUAAAGAAUCUCUGUGAUAAUCUUAUCAACCAAUCCGAUGAUAGUUUCUUUACUGGCUAUAUUAGUUCACGACAAGUUCGUUAUCAGCCUGAUCCCUAUUCAAGAUUCAAAUUGUACUGCGCGGUAACGUAUUACAACGAAGCUGAUUAUGAUGCAUGUGACAAGAAGUACUUUGUCCCUGGUGGCUGA
This is a messenger RNA of Paramuricea clavata, 8999 nucleotides long. NCBI's taxonomy places the organism in Eukaryota, Metazoa, Cnidaria, Anthozoa, Malacalcyonacea, Plexauridae. The record is from the annotation of a GenBank genome assembly.